AUGACUGAUGAACGAAAUACUUUAAAAUGUAUAUUUGGUCGAUCAUUUGAUGAUUUACAACUUCGAAAUAAGCUCAGUCAAUUAUGCGCAACAUAUCUUGGCGGUAUUUGGACAACAGUACCAUCUGAGCAAAUUCGCAUUGCAACACAAAGACGUUUGAGUCCACGUUUAUUGGGAAUAUUUCCUGGUGGACGUUUUGAAGAAUAUAUUCCAUCACGUCCGCUUACCAAUGAUGAAUAUUGCAAAGCAUGUGUUGCACAAGAAGUUGGUCGAAUUCUUGCAAGAAUACAUUCAUUAGAUAUGCCAAUUAGCAAAGAAUGUCGUUUGGCGCAAUUUGUUGAUGAUAUGAUCGAAAGGUUGAGAAGUUCAGAUCGAUGGAAAACACAAAAUUAUCCGAUGCAUACUACUUUAGCAAAAGUUGAUAAAGCACUCUAUCCUGAUCUUAUCACUAUUGAUCUAUUAGCAGAGGAAUUGGAGAUAUGCAAGAAAUGCUUGGCGCAAAGUGGUAGUCCACUUGUUUUUAGUAACAAUGAUUUACAUGAAGGAAAUUUACUUUACGUGAUGGUAUCAAAAUUACUGAUCAGGGUUUGA
This is a messenger RNA of Brugia malayi, 591 nucleotides long. RefSeq lists its product as uncharacterized. Gene Ontology annotation, biological process: CDP-choline pathway; phosphatidylethanolamine biosynthetic process. The record is from RefSeq and is a predicted model, not a curated record. Lineage: Eukaryota; Metazoa; Nematoda; Chromadorea; Rhabditida; Onchocercidae. Gene Ontology annotation, cellular component: cytoplasm. Gene Ontology annotation, molecular function: ethanolamine kinase activity; choline kinase activity. The transcript has 5 exons. The coding region runs from base 1 to 591 and encodes 196 amino acids.